AUGAAUACCGCGUCCGCCGAGGCUCCCAAGCCCAGCGAGUCCUCACCGCAUUGCUACCAACCGGGCUACGCCGUCGUCGCAUCAUCGUCGUCCAUCAUUCAUCGCUGCAUACCGCUGCCCCAAGCCAAUGCCCCGCCUGGUCCAACGGCCCUGCCGCGCCCUCCUGACUCUCACGAGAGGUACGCCGACGCCAUCAACACUGUGGCCCUUCCGGACUCAAAACACCCGCUGGUCCAAGAUCUCGUCUGUAACAUCAUUGAAGAAGACGUCGCCACCUCCAACGAGCUCGCCCGUCUCGUUCAUACCUCGAUCGCAGGAUACCCCCGAACGAGACAUGCUGACGUACGAGUCGAACUUGCCCUCCAGCUUCCAAAGAUCCAGGCCGCCCGCGACUGCGCCGUUGCUGCCUUGAGCGCCGAUCAGAAAGCAACCCUUGAAUCGCAGCUCAAGGUCCAGAAGCGAGCAAUGAAUGCGGCAAGUCGGAGGGAGAAAUACAUAAGCUUUCUUGACGCGACCUGGAAUGGCCGGACGGCAUGGCUGCGCUCACCAUACUACAAACGGUCAGUUCCCCCCGGGCUGAACUUUGUCGGCUGCAUCCGAAGCAUCACCAUCUCGGCCCUCAGCAUCCGGCUCCCUCUCGAUAGCCUCUGGCAACCCGGGGGGGAGUUGUACGAAGCGACCAUGAAAGUUUCGGAUCCUCCAACACUCAACCUUCGGGCUGCCGAAGACGCAAAGAAGGCCAUGGAUCUCCGGGUCGAUGGCAUGGCCCCAGUUGCGGACCGUGGCGAAGACGAACAAGAACAAGAAGACGUGGAGGCGGACAAGUGUGGGUCGGCUGACUCGCCCGCAACGGGGUCUUUGCUGCUAGAUGAUGACCAGAGUAUCGCCGAUUCGGAUCAAGACUCGGUUGAAGCACCUCGAGACGCUGGCUCAUUGUUCAGCGGUGGCGAGAACAGUUUCGAAAUGUCUCCGUUGCGUGAUUCAAACGGUGACGAUGACGACGACUUCCCAGCAUUCCCUUCACCUAUCCAGAACACCGACGAUGCCAAGGAAACGCCCAGAAGGCCGGGAGAUGUCCUCGCCAGCCUUCACCAUUGGGAUGUCGCCAUUAGGAAGCUGCGCCGCUCAAGUCAGCAGCAAAGCACAGUUGUUGCCGAGGAGAAAAGAAUCGUUCUUGCAAGCAAUAAUAGUGCAGGUGAGCACAAAGGCAAAGGCACGUCGCCAGCCCCAUCACCACAGCAUCCACUACAAGACUCUAGUGUGGUAGCAGGGCACCCCGAGACGGACAAGGUCAGGAAGGACGAGGACGCGACAAAGGGCGAGUUGCUGAACUCGAAUGACAUUCCCGCCCCGAAGGCCGACACAACAACCAUCGACCAUUUGGCCCAAGAGCUCUUCACCAAGAUCCAACAGCAGCUCAGUCAGGACGCCUGGCUCACUGAUGAUGUGGUCGACGCCUUGAUCCGGGUUGUGGUUAACUACUACACGAAGCCUCAGCCCUCACACAAAGUCACCGUCAUGUACAGCCUAGCCCUCGACAUUGAAUCUCCCACCGAGCCUUCCUUCAAACUACUGCGCCAUCUCGGGCUCGAGCCUGGCAUCCAGUCCCAUUCAAUAUACAUCCCACUACACCACAAAAAGGGUACCCCUCAUUGGACCUUGGCCAUCUUGCAAGCCGACCGGACGAAGGUCAAUAUUACACACUUGGACUCCGUUCCCGACCAGCAACGUACCAAGCAAGCCCGCGCAUUGUUGACAGCCCUUGCUCCCCGCGUCUUUCCAACUCAACAACUCGAGUUUGUUGACGCAGCGUGCCCACGUCAGAAUGAUGGCCACAGCUGCGGUAUACACGUGGCUGCUAUGGUGCGUUUCCUUGCUGCCAGCCGACCAUUUCCGGAGCGCUUCUAUAUUGCCGUCGAGCGAAAAACACUUGCCAACAUGCAAGUCCGCGACGAUGAGAUCAGGGUUCGAGACGCUUACAUCAGUAUUGAAAAGCAAAAGUCGCUGCACGAUGCUGCGGGGUUUCUGGCUUCCAUUAUGGCGGCCGCGCACAAGGCGACGACGACAGGCAACGAGACGACUGUUCCUGACGCUGAUGGCGACACCGCAAGUACAGUCCGUGUCGCUCACAGGGCCGAACUCGCCGUCGUGGCCAACAAAAUCAGCGACACUGCGUCCUUGAUGCUUGUCGGCGCCGGAUUCCGUCCAGUCCCUCUUGAUGAAAGUCGCGCUGCGCUGACUGCCGCCAAAGCUGAAUAA
This is a messenger RNA of Colletotrichum destructivum, 2259 nucleotides long. RefSeq names its product Putative Ulp1 protease family catalytic domain, papain-like cysteine peptidase superfamily. The coding region runs from base 1 to 2259 and encodes 752 amino acids. The transcript has 5 exons. Lineage: Eukaryota; Fungi; Ascomycota; Sordariomycetes; Glomerellales; Glomerellaceae. Gene Ontology annotation, molecular function: deNEDDylase activity; cysteine-type peptidase activity. The record is from RefSeq and is a predicted model, not a curated record. Gene Ontology annotation, biological process: protein deneddylation; proteolysis.